AGUAAGCUAUUUUGGUGGGGGAGUUGAAAGAAAAAGUAGUUGAGAUCCUCAGAAAUUGAAGCAUUUGUUGGAUAUAUUGACAAGUGUUAGCUCAACCCUUACAUAUCUACCAACAUAUGUUACAUCGAUAAACCAAAUCAAAUUAAAACACAACCAAAAUUAAAUAACAAACAUACAAUUGUUGUAAGAAAAACAAGAAAAAACAAACAAACAAGUAAUUAAGCUACUACUAGUGAAUCAUAUCAAGAAAAAUAUGGCAAGUCCAGGUUCAUCGUUUCCGGCAGCCGAGGCGGAGAAAGAGUUGAAUCCAGCCUUGAACACUGAUUUUCAGGUCGAUCCCGUUUCUGCGCAAGUUACUACGUCUAAGCAAAUGAAGGAAGAAUAUGAAGCAGCAGAAAGGAAAGAAGAAGAGGAAAAGAAGAAAGAAGAGCUAAAGAAGAAAGAAGAGGAAAAGGACAAAGCUGUCCAGAAUUUCAAAACCGCCGUCAUCAUCUCCGGAAUCAUCGUCGCGGUGGCCGGUGCAGUCUUCGCCAUUACCAAAAAACUCCGAGAGAAAUGAUUUUAUUCUUAAUCUUUAAUUAAUUAGUGUCCUUAUAAACAUGCAUGCAUGGCUUCAUUUUUUUUUUUUUUUGCAACAAGUGUUGGAUUACAUUUUUUUCAUCAACAA
Molecule: messenger RNA, 667 nt
Organism: Erythranthe guttata (spotted monkey flower)
Lineage: Eukaryota; Viridiplantae; Streptophyta; Magnoliopsida; Lamiales; Phrymaceae
Source: RefSeq, a predicted model, not a curated record